This is a messenger RNA of Cimex lectularius (bed bug), 1948 nucleotides long. RefSeq names its product calmodulin. The transcript has 4 exons. Gene Ontology annotation, molecular function: enzyme regulator activity; calcium ion binding. NCBI's taxonomy places the organism in Eukaryota, Metazoa, Arthropoda, Insecta, Hemiptera, Cimicidae. Bases 40 to 597 code for a protein of 185 amino acids. The record is from RefSeq and is a predicted model, not a curated record.
CAACUCAAACAAACUAAAUUGGUUAAAUAACACAAAACAAUGGUAAAAGCAACAAAAAGUGCAUCAGAAAAGGACACUGUGAAGAAGGGUCUAUCGGCUCAGACGAGUAUAGUUACUUCCUACCCUUCUGGAAAACUUGUUGAUAAAGAAGCCGACCAACUAACUGAAGAACAAAUUGCCGAAUUCAAAGAGGCUUUCUCCCUCUUUGACAAAGACGGUGAUGGGACAAUUACAACUAAAGAGCUGGGCACUGUUAUGAGGUCCCUUGGUCAGAAUCCCACAGAAGCAGAACUGCAGGAUAUGAUCAAUGAAGUCGAUGCUGAUGGCAAUGGAACAAUCGAUUUCCCCGAAUUUCUGACCAUGAUGGCCAGAAAAAUGAAAGAUACAGACAGUGAGGAGGAGAUUCGAGAAGCAUUUAGAGUAUUCGAUAAAGACGGCAACGGAUUCAUCUCGGCAGCUGAGCUCCGGCAUGUUAUGACAAAUCUCGGGGAGAAACUCACAGAUGAAGAAGUCGAUGAAAUGAUCCGUGAAGCGGAUAUUGAUGGUGAUGGCCAGGUGAACUACGAAGAAUUUGUAACCAUGAUGACAUCGAAGUGAAUUGUUUCUGCAAUGUUCAAGUUAUGCGAAAUGCAAUUCUGCUUUCCAAGUGAGAAAAAACCACUCAACCUGGCAAGAGCCUAACCACAAUUGACAUUCAGUGGGCUUUGAUGUUUUCAGUGGUAUCUAUAAGUGAAUGCAACGUUCUAACAUAAAAAUAUCUGUGUAAAUUUUUGUAAAAAAAAGUAAUUUAGACAACCAUUAUUAUAUAUGUGGUAUUUAUCUUAAUUUAUAUAAUACAAGCAUUUUUUUUGUCUUUAGUUUUUCUGUUUUUAUUUUGUUUUACUCUUCUUUUUUCUGUAUUUUUUUUGUUUUUUGUAGUCACAAAUGAAAAUAAUUACCGUUUUAGAUAGUUAAAAAAAAGAAAACUUCACAGUUUUCCCCAAUCUUUACACUUAGUGAAUAUAGAUAACCUUUUCACACAUUCCUGACCAUCACGUAAUUUUUUUUUUUUUUUUGGCAAAAUUGUAUUCUUAAAAGACAUUAAAGCGUUUUCUUGUUUUUAAUUAUUUUUUUAAAUUAUUAUUUUUUUCUUUUUUAACCAUUUUUGUUAGAUUAUAACCUAUUCUCCUUAGGCGUAGAGAACAAAUGCCCAAUUCGUUGCGCUGUACAAAUAUAUACAACAAAUGUGAUUUUUAUGUCCUUUUGUUUUAUUAUUUAAUUAUUUGUGAAUUAUAGAGCAUACAAUAUUCACUUUAAAAAUUCUAUAACAUUGUAUUCAUAUAGAUAUAUCAAAUUAUAAUACACAAAUAAUUACAAGUAAUUCACUUGAGUAGGACUCCAUUACAAGGAAAAAAAUUAUAAAAAAUAUAUGUCUUCUCAAAUAUAAACUACUAAUUAGUAAGUUAAAACUAUCUCGGUGUUGUAUUUUAUAAAAUGUUUACUGUGGCGAAUAUAACAAUUUAACUAUAUAAAUAAACUUUAACUAUUAUUUAAAUUAUGUGCCUCCAAGUGUAAAACUGUGUGCUCAUAGUAUUUAGUGUGAAUACGAAUGACUUCAAAAUAUUGUACUGAUAUAAACUACUUUCUUUAAGGACAAAAUUACCUUGGAUUAAAUAAAAUUAAGCAAUGGACAAUUUUAUUUAGUAUGUCGGUGAAACUCACCAAUAAUUAUUAGGUAAAUAUAUUAGUUAACCUAAGGUAGAGUAGAGGUAUUACUAAAGCACGUUCUUUUUAAAUUUAUCAGAAUAUGUCUCUACUAUAAAAAAAAGGAUUAUUAUUUCUCCUGUAAGCGUUGUGGAAAAACUGUACUCAUAUAACAGCAAAAAAUCUUAAUUUUAAAACAACUAAUAUUCCAAAUACUGUAAUUACGAUGUUAAAUAUCAAUUAAACUUUCUUCGUUAAUUUUUAA